Messenger RNA from Corapipo altera (White-ruffed manakin), 5842 nucleotides. RefSeq names its product zinc finger protein 131 (gene ZBTB35). Gene Ontology annotation, molecular function: RNA polymerase II cis-regulatory region sequence-specific DNA binding; protein binding; DNA-binding transcription factor activity, RNA polymerase II-specific. The record is from RefSeq and is a predicted model, not a curated record. Lineage: Eukaryota; Metazoa; Chordata; Aves; Passeriformes; Pipridae. Gene Ontology annotation, cellular component: nucleus. The transcript is spliced from 8 exons. The coding region runs from base 2373 to 4247 and encodes 624 amino acids. Gene Ontology annotation, biological process: regulation of transcription by RNA polymerase II.
GGCGCAGGGGGCGGUGACGCACUCUGGCGGGCGCGAGGGGCGCGGCCCCGCAGUGCGGGAAGGGGGAGCGGGAACGGAAUUGGGAACGGGAAUGGAAAUGGGAGCGGAAGCGGCGCCUGCCGGGGCGGUGGCUCUGGGCACAAACGUGCGGCUCAGUGCACGAGAGAUUCCUGCUGCCUCACUGCACACCCCGCAGGUCCCCCUUGCCCAAGAUGGCGGUGGUUUGGGCAGCCUGCACCAGCCCCGCGGAGCUGCCCUGUGGGACCCGUGCGCUGGAAAAUAUUUGGUGCCUAAAAUACAAGGAGUUCCCGUUGUAGUCCAGGAGGGUGGUAGUAAUAAGGUGUUUCCGUUGAGGUGGAUUUAUAAAAAUCUCUAAAUCGUAUGCAUGUGACGUGAAAGGAGUACAGGCUGGAAAGGUGGUCAGUAGUUGAACGAGUCUUCCAAGAAAAUUGGGUGAACAACUGAAGUAUUCCAGUUUCCAUCCCUCAUCUGUGAGCCCGCUCAUAAGAGGAAACUUGGAUCACUUCUGUCCAUCUUCCUGAGCUGUUCUGUUUUCCCAGCUGUACCUUUCUUUUCUUUGCCCAGAACAGUUGUGCUCCUAAUGAACAUGUGCUGUUCUGCCUGGCUUUCUUCUGCAGUAUGACCGAGUUUUUAACAUGAGAGUACGCAAUGAAUGCUGCAACUUCGUUGAGAUACACAGUAAAUUCACACUUUUUACUAGUUCUGUGUAAAUUUAUGACAAUGAACUAGCUAACAUAAGUUGUAUGUCUCCUUACUCAUGUUUCAUAAGAGUUCUGAAAAAAAAAUUUUUUUUAAAAUAUCUUAGAUUUGCUGGGGUGAGGUUACUCUAUAAUUUUGAGGGUUUGGAGGGUUUUUUGGGAUAUCCCUCUAAACAAACAAUUUGAAACUAAAUCCCAUGAGUUGGAGAUCAAAAUCUUGCUUGUUUUACGGAAUUAUGUUUUUAACUGCAAGUCAUCUACCCUUUUACGAUGUGUAAAAAAUGGGCAAAAAGAAUUAAAACAGUGAAGUAAGUGGCUGACAAUUUCCCACAUGAGACUUUAUGUGAAAUACCAGAUGGUGGAGGAAAGCAGGAGCUGCUGGUUGUCUGUCUCAGACCCAUCAUUACAGAUGAGAUGCAGUCACUGCAGCAGCAGCAUCCACUCCCUUCCACCUCACCUUCCCCUGUAGGCUGGUCUCUGCCUCCUUGAAGACCCUGACUGGUGUUUCUAUUGCAAACAGUGGAAUAUGUAAAAGUUUCUUAAGAAAGGAUGUUCUUUGAUGUUUGAUCUUUGUAAAUUUUCGAGCCUGAUCAACGAGAAGGGAGAUUUAAUCCGUGAAACAGAGAGAAGCCAACAAGCUCUAAGUGAUGUCCAGGCAUUAGAAGAACACAUUACCUGUUGGUAGAACUGCCUUGUUAAGGUUUAGGACUGGAGGCGCUUCAAUGAUUUCAGACCUAGGGGGAGGUUAACAGAGCUUGGGAAGAAGAAUGCCCACUUACAGUGGACACAAAGAAUGGAGAAUUUACAGGCCACAGGGACAUUGAGAAGAACCCCCAAGGUGAGGAAGAAACUAAUAAAACCAAUCCAGCAACUGUGCUGAAAUACGCUCCAAUUGGGUAAAAAGGUAAUUCUGCCAAGGAGUGAUCAUGACCACCAACCCAAGAAACCUAGGAACUCUGGAGAAAGACUGAGAAUGUGGAUUAAUUAGCAUGAGAAGCAAGAGAAUCAUUAACCAGUAGAAGAUAAAAUACUAAUUAACAAGAAAACCAUGUAAUUUGUAGCCACUGAAAGCUAAUUCCUUUGUUUGCUAAAAUGCAUAGUAAUAUAGUGUAUAGUAGUAUAGUAAAAUAGUAAUAUAAAACAGUAAAAAGUUUUGAUAGUUGGUGUGCUUGAUUUGUGGAAUACCACCGGGAACCCAGGCUUGCAUAACUCUGAAAUAGAUAAUCAGUGUCUUUCUCGAAUGUUUAAUUAUUGGCUUGUUGCACACCAAUUUUUGUGGGCAUUUCCCUGGUUGGCAACGCAGCAAUAGCAGCUGGAGCUGGAUUUCCCUAAGUGGUUGCUUGUUCUCUACUUAUUUUGUUCUCUUGGCAAAAUGACUUCUCUGUGGGUGGUUUUUCUUGAGAUGCAAGAAAAAGAGUGUGUUUUGUGGUGAAAAUAGGAGCUCCAUAAUUCUUCUUUUCUGCGGCAUUCUAAGUGUUAAUGUGGGAGUUGAAGAUGAGUGUUGCUGCAUAGAUCUGAAGUAAUUUUGCCUGGGGGUGAUUUGUGAAAUGCUUUCAUUGAAGCACUUGGAAGCUCUCCUGAGAUUCUUUUGCAUAAGCAGGAGACUAACAUCUGCAUCUCAUCCACAGGCACAGAGUUUUGCUAAACCUCUUUAUGUCUGAGAUCCUGUGCAACUGCUACACCCACCUAUGCCAUCAGAUUACAAGCAUAUUUGUCUCUUUAGAAAGGUUAGCAAAGAAUAUUUCACCUUGCAGGAGAAGUACCGGGUAUUUUGCCAUGGAAGCCGAGGAAACGAUGGAAUGUAUCCAGGAAUUCCCUGAACACUAUAAAGUUAUUUUGGAUAGACUGAACGAACAACGUGAGCAGGACCAGUUUACAGAUAUCACCCUGAUUGUUGAUGGUCACCAUUUCAAAGCUCAUAAGGCUGUUCUUGCUGCCUGUAGCCAGUUCUUCCACAAAUUCUUCCAAGAUUUCACUCAAGAGCCUUUGGUGGAGAUUGAAGGUGUAAGUAACAUGGCAUUUCGUCACCUAAUUGAGUUCACCUACACAGCAAAACUAAUGGUCCAAGGUGAGGAAGAAGCAAAUGAUGUUUGGAAAGCAGCUGAGUAUCUACAGAUGCUAGAAGCAAUCAAAGCACUUGAAAUUAGGAACAAAGAAAAUUCAUCACUCUUAGAAUCAAAUGAAGCGCAAGGUAAAAAUAAACCAAAAAAGAGGAAGAUUGCUGAAACCUCUAAUGUUAUCACAGAAACACUGCCAUCUGCAGAAUCAGAGCCUGUUGAAAUUGAGGUUGAGAUUGCAGAAGGGACGAUGAAAGUGGAAGACGACAGCAUUGAAACACUUGAAGAAGUAGCUUCUGCAGAGCAAUCCAUAAAGUACAUACAGACAACAGGUACAUCAGAUGAAUCUGCUUUGGCUCUUUUGGCAGAUAUCACCAGCAAGUAUCGUCAGGGAGAGAGAAAAUGCCAGAUCCAAGAAGAAGGUGAUAAUGCAACUGAUCCCUCGUGCAAACAGGAACACAUGAAAACACACUCUACUGAGAAUUACAAGUGUGACAUAUGCAAUAAAAGAUACCUACGAGAGAGUGCUUUGAAACAGCACCUCACCUGUUACCACCUUGAUGAAGGUGGUGUCAGCAAGAAGCAAAGACCUGGCAAGAAAAUACAUGUAUGCCAGUACUGUGAUAAGCAGUUUGACCACUUUGGACAUUUUAAAGAGCACCUGCGGAAGCACACAGGUGAAAAACCAUUUGAAUGUCCAAACUGCCAUGAACGUUUUGCUAGGAAUAGCACACUCAAAUGUCACCUGACAGCCUGUCAGUCUGGAGCUGGAGCCAAAAAGGGAAGAAAGAAGCUCUACGAAUGUCAGGUUUGUAACAGCGUUUUUAACAGCUGGGAUCAGUUCAAAGAUCACUUGGUAAUACACACUGGUGACAAACCCAACCACUGUACCUUGUGUGAUUUGUGGUUUAUGCAAGGCAGUGAGCUGAGAAGGCAUCUCAAAGAAAUGCACAAUAUUUCAGAACUACUGGUGACAGAAGAGGUUCUUCCAGUGGAAGCUAUGGAAGCUGAACCAGUAACAUCAAUGACAAUAAUAGAGCAAGUUGAGCAAGUCCAUGUCCUACCAGUAAUUCAGGUACAGGUGGAUCCUGCACAGGUAACUGUGGAACAGAUGCACCAGGAUCUCAUACAGGACAAUCAGGUCAAAGGCACACAGAUGGAGGAACUGCAAGAACAGGUGCAAAUUAGUUACUUGGAAGUUGAACACAUUCAGACUGAACAAGGUGCUGAAGUUCAUGUGGAGCAGUUACAUGUUGAGCAUGUAAAUCAAAUACAGAUGGAAGAGGUACAGGCAGAACUUAUAGAUGGAACACACCUUGAACAAGUAGAAUAUCAAAGUGUUGAUCAAGGAGAAGCAGAAGAAAAGGAACCUAAACAAAUAGAUGAUGCGGAUAAGGAACAUCAUGAACAAGCUGAAGACUUAAAAACACAACAAUUAGUGGACAUGCAGAAUGAAAAUGUGGAUGACUAGGGCAAAUAAUGACACUGCAGGUUUAGGAAUGAAAUACCAAAUUAUUUUUGUUAACUUUUACAUUGGUUUUUGAACUGUCAGUGGUCACCUUUCCAAUAUGCUGUCCAUAAGAAGCUGGACCAGUGGACCAAAAUUAGCUUUAUUCAUGUACAAUUAAACUUCUCUUAUAUGUGAAAAAUAACUUUCCCAUUUGUGUAAUGCCAUGGAACAGAAGCUACCACAGACAUGGACACCUUUGUGAGGUUUUUUAGCAAUUAAUAGCUUGUAUCAUUGUUACACCAUUCCUGGGUAUAUGUAAGAGUAAUUUCACCUCUUUUCCUCUUGCAGUAGAAACAAACUCUUGUAUAGUAUUGCAGGGUGUCUGUGGCAGGAGAAUCACUAAAAUCUGAGGGUUUCUAUUGUAAGUGGCAAUUACGUACCUGUGAAUUUUCGGAUCUUUCAGGCUGGGCUAAAAUUAGCAUUGUUGCUGGAGGUGUCUGAGCACAAAAAUCCCGUGCCUUUUCAGCACUGACUAGUUAAACUUCCCAAAAGUUUCUAGAGUUUUUGAGAAUUUAGUUCUGUAAAAGGCAAUGUAGGUAAUGUUAUAGUGCUUUAUAUUUUUGCUUAAAAUUGUCAGCUACUGGUUUUCUUUUUGCAUUAAAUUUAGAGGUGGGGGGCUGAGGGAGGGAACAGAUUCCACAUGGAGGCAGCAGGACACUCUAAAAGGGACACUUAAAAAUAGAAAAAACUUGGUAGAGUCUGUGGCAAACACAAAUUGGAAAAAAGCUACUAGCAGACUCUUCUUUUAUAAAUAAUCAUUUUUGAAAAUGAAUAUGUUUAAACAUAAAUAUAGAGAUUUGUCUAUAUGAUAUCAGGUUCUUGGUUUUUUUGAAAAGAAAUUCUGACACUUGACACAAAGAUAUGCUAAACAUAAAAGUAAAAGCCAUAGGUAUGAGUGCUAAACUGUGGAUUGAAAAGUAGAAAUGUAAAUAGUUUAAUCAAUAUUAGACAAUAAAACAAUACCAACCAUUAAAUGUUGCAUUACUUGUUUUAUCCAUUAGGAACAACUGAGUGGCAAUUACAGUGCCAGCUUCCAGUGCUAAGAAUCAAUCUCAUUUUUAAUAUGAUUAUUAUCUCUUUACUGUAAAGUUAGAUUUGUUUAGAAAAUACUUGUCUAUCUCUAUGCUCAAGGAUGCUAAGAACUACUAAUUCUUAGUUACUGCUGGAGGUUAGAGGUGCUCCACAUUUCUGAAAAACUAUUUUCAAAGCCUUAAAUGGAGGAAUUUUUGCAAGGACAUUCCCUAAUGCUCUUGGUAAUCUUGUAGGUCUUAGCUAAAAUCAGGCUUUUGUAUUCCAUGUUCAAAUGCAGAACUAUUUCCUGGGAUUUGUGCAUUUAUUUAGUCUCAUUCAUGUUUCAUUGUAGCUUUUGCGAAACUGUUGCAAAACAAACAUGGAUCUCAAUUAAACUUUCAAGCAAUUUGAUUAAUGUAACUUGCAUUCUUUUUUUAUUAUGUUUUGUGUUUUCUGAGAUGCAAGUAAUUUGUGAUGAGAUUCUGUGCAGAGGGAAGAAUGUGGCCCAGUGUUAAUCAUGAAAAUAAAAUCAGUUAUUAUAUUUA